This is a messenger RNA of Pelagomonas calceolata, 4885 nucleotides long. The record is from the annotation of a GenBank genome assembly. Lineage: Eukaryota; Pelagophyceae; Pelagomonadales; Pelagomonadaceae.
GACUAAAACGCUGACAUCUCUGCGCUAGAGCAAGCAGGUUACUCGUGACUUAGCGCGCGUAGAGCCACAGCCAACUGGUACUCGCAGCUGCAAUCUCGUUGCGAAACGGUGCCGCGUUGGAGAGGAAUCGACCACAAGCUCUCCGAGCCAAAAAUCGACGCCGCAGACCGGCGCGUUGCACAAAUCGUGACAGCACCGCCAAAAUGUGGCACGGCGGCGCCACCUGGGGCAACAACAACGACGACGAAGACGACGAUGUCGAAUUCCAAGACACAACGACGACGCAAAAACGCAAGAGCCAUGAGAUCAUCGAGAUCCCCGACAGCUCCGACGAGAACGCGUCGAGCAGCGAGGACGAGGACGUGCGGCAGGCCGAAGUCAAGCCCUCGCCGGCCAAGAAGCCGAAGCGCAAGGUCUCGCUCCCAAAAUGCGCGGCGACCAAGGCGCCCACAAAUCUACCGCCGCGUGUCGAUUGUGUGGCGCCGCCCAACCUGAUGCUGCCGCGCGCGGGCCCGUGCUUGAUAUUGCCGGAGGACCGCACGACGGGCGACGCGCUCAUGUGGCCGUCGUCGACGCCGACGCCGUACCUGGGCGGCGGCAUCUACGAGCCGCCGACGCCUCGUGGCGUCAAGCCCGUUAAGAAGGCGCGCAAGGUCACGUCGCGCGUCGCACGACUCCUCGGCACCAAGUCCUUCGACGUCCGCGUCGACGACGGCGCCUCGCUCAAGCGCUGCACCGACGCCUGGCGCCCGUACGGCAAGUACGGGACGCUGGACGGCGCGACCUGCCUCGACGGCUUGCUCAAGUCGAACGUCGUCGUAGCUCACGACGACGCCGCGGACUUUGUGGAGGCACUGGCCGGCCUGAACGACCGCGACAACGACUUUAAGGAGCGCUGCGUCCACGCCGUCGCGUUCAUCGAGAGCAAGCAACUGGCCUCGGCCUGCACGGGCGGCCGCAAGAAGUCCUGCCGCGUCCACGUCGCCGUCUGGGCGCGCCGGGCGCUCUUCGGGCUCUCGGCGCACCCCUCGACCAAGAUCGUGCUCGACGGCAUCGACCCGGCGGGCAAGCGGCACCCUUGUAGAGCGCCGCUGGCCGAGGACGGGACGUUCUCGCGGUCCGAUCCGCCGUUAUCGUCGUUCACGAUCAAGGCGUUAUUGAGAGACGCCGAGUCGUCGGGCAUCGCCGUGCCGAAGGCCUUCGCCAAGAGCAUGGACGGCUUGCUGGCCGACGGCAUUCAGCUAAGACCGUACCAGACGCAGAACGUCUUCUGGGCGCUCCACCAGGAGGACCGGAAGCACACGGCGACGACGUCUGUCGCAGGCUUAAAUGGCUACUACUGGGAGCGGCGCGCGUUCGUCGACGGCGGGGACUUUUACUAUUUUCCCCACGGCGGCCACGUGCUCCUCGAGCCGCCGCCCGUCGUGUCCGGCGGGUUGCUAGCGGACGAGAUGGGCUACGGCAAGACGAUCACGGCGCUCGCGCUCAUCGCGGCCGAUAAAAAAAAGUACAAGCGCCCGGCGCACGAAGCCGGCACGCUCGUCGUCGUGCCGCGGUCGCUGUACGGUCAGUGGAAGGCCGAGUGCGAGCAAAAAGCCCCAGGGCUCAAGACCCUGGCGCUGGACGCGUCCGGUUACAUUAGCCUCGACCACGUGCGCGAGGCUGAUGUCGUGCUCCUGCGCCAGGACCAGCUCUCGCAGUUCCGCACAAAAGUCUCGUGGCGCCGCGUUGUGGUGGAUGAGUGCCAGUUCGUCGCCAACGACACGUCGCGAUUGGCGUCCGCGACGGCCGGUCUGGACGCGACGCAUGUCUGGAUGCUCAGCGGCACGCCCAUCACGACGAAGAUAGCGGAUUUGCAAGGCGAGCUGUCGCUGCUGCGCGUCUGGCCCUUCACGCUGGGGAAAGGCGCCGACGCGGGCUGGCAGUCGCACUUCUGGGAGGCGUCCUACCGCGAGCCCUGGGCAAAUAAGGACGCGGCGUGCCUUGCGACCUUCCGCUCUCUGAUCAAGGGGACCAUGAUGCGCCACGCGCGCGAGCAGCGGACCGUGUGUGAUGAUCAGCCGCUCGUUCCCUUACCGCCGCUCACGACUCGUUGGGUCGGCGUCGACCUGGCGCCGAACGCGUCGGAGACCUACGUCGCGCGGCGCAUCGAGUUGUACGCCGCCGAGACGCCGCACCACUUGUUAGUGAGGGCGUUACAAAGAGCGUCGACGUUUUGUACCGAUGACGUGCUCGACUCGCUCUACAAGAACGCGUUCGACGCCGGGAAGGGGACUACCACUACUGCUCAGACGCAGGACGUGUCGGGGGGCGUCACGCGCGAGCUGUCGCUGGCCAACGCCGUCAAGGAGCUCGAGACCAAGAAGAAGGGCACAAACGCGAUCCCGUGCCUGGCGGAGUUCAGACGUGCUUUGAAGGGCGAAGCAUUGGACACGUGCGACGUCUGCCAGUCGGUCAAGCGGAGCCCGCUCGUCCUCAAGUGCCAGCACAGCUUCUGCACGCAGUGCGUCCGCGCGUUGGGCAGCUCGAUGAAGUGCGCCGUAUGCAACGAACAAAGCCUGCCGCACGAGUGCUACAAGCUUUUGAUGCCGAAGGAACAAGCUAGACGGGACGCGCCGAUAGCCAUGGACGCCGACGGCGGCGAGCCGGGGAGCGCUGUGCUGACGCUCGGCCGGACGCGUUUGACACAUACCGUGGCGGAUUUGGACGCCUGGCCGGCGAUCGACACCUUGCCUGCGCGCGACCCGAAGGAGCCGGAGUACGAAGCUUUAGCUAAGCUGCCCCGGGCGUUACGCCAGCACCACGCUAGGGCCCAAAAGCAGGGCUGGCGCGGCUCCGCAAAAUUGUCUGCUGUGGCGGGCGAGAUCCGCCGCCUCAAGGACGCCGACGUGACAACGCAGUUCGUGGUGGUGAGCCAGUACGGCGAUCUCCUCGACGAGCUGCAGGAGGCCUUUGAUCCUGUCAAGUACGAAGUCGACCUCGAUCUCGCGAAUAGAGAUGGCAAGAAGCUGCCCGAGGGAUCUCGCGUCGAGUACCGCAAGGAGGCCUACGACCCUCUGACGGCGGUCGACGGCGUCAUCGUCAAGGUCGACGAGAAAAAAGAGUGCAAGGCGUGCGGCCGGCAGUUCUUGACGCCUUUCCCGGACAUCUGUCCGGACUGUUACGUGGAGUGCAAGCCCUGCCCGGCCGAGCAAUGCGGGUGGACGUGCAAGCCGUGCGUCGGGGUGCUGAAGACCGGUGAACCGUGCACGCGCGACGAGAACUGUGAUAAAUGCAAGGGGAAAUACGGCUGCGGCCGCGUCUACGGCCCGGGCACGGAACCCGCGCCCUACGUGUACUCUGGACCCACAAACCCAAAGAAGGACACGCGGGAUUUCGAGCUCAAGAAGCUCGACGGCCAGAUCAUCUGUACGGACCCGCGCUGCACGGCAUUACGGAAAGUGAAGAAGGGCAAGAAGGUUAUUGAUAGACCCAACGACACGCCGCUGACGGCGUGCGACGGCUGCGGCGGGAAGUACGGCUGUGGGGCGAAAUACAACGCGCAGACCUGCCCCAAGCCCACGGACAAGGAUGGCAACGUCGACGAGGUUAAGGGUAGUAUGAAGUGUAUCUCACCUGCCUGCCGCAAGCUGCGCUUCUGUAGACCGGCGCGCAGCGGGCGGAACCCCCGACCAGAGCAGAAGCCCAAUGAUAGUGCCCUGUACAAGAACACCUUACGCUCGCUGACCAAGAUGGAGUGCCCCAACUGUCAUGCGCGGCACUCACCGCCCUAUCCCGAGGGUCGGACGGCCGAAGGCAAGAAGGGUUUAGUUUGUGACAAGUGCGGCACGAAGCAGAAGCUCAAGGAACUGACCGAUGUCGAAGCUGGCUUACCGAAGUACCUCUACACGAUCGCGCACGGCGGCGAGGAGGCGAUCAACGUGGUCAAGGGUCAAUUAACUGCGAAAUCGCACCGCUGUGUGGUCCCGGGCAAAAUGGUCCGCGCCGCGUCGUGCAAGGACAAGGAGGGCUGCCUGACGCGCGGAGGGUUCGACAAUCGCUUCCGCCCGGGCGACAAAGUGACGGCCACGCGGCCCGCCCUAUCCAUGGACGAGGCCCUCGAGGUCGGGAUGAGGGUGAAGGUUUUGGAAGGGCCCUACGCUGGGGCUUCUGGUGUCGUCCAUAAACUAAUUGUGGACAAGAGUGACGACGAUGACGAUGAUGUCGAAGUGAUUGAUGGCGACGCCAAGGGGACGAAUAAAGUCCAGUACGAGGUGAAGGUGCGGCCGAAGCGCGGCGCGGAGGUCAAGGUCACGUUUGAGCGGUCCGCUUUAGAGGACCAGAAAGAUGGUCUCUGGCGCUCGGCCAAGGUCGUUUCAGUUGUCAAGCCCGCCGGCUGCGCGGACGCCUUCGAGCAGACGCUCGGCUCCAUUAGGUUGGACGACUCCUCGCCGGACCGGCGCGGCCAGCUCCUCGAGACGUUUAGAUCUGAUCCAGAGACGUCGGUGUUGCUCUUGACGCUCCAGACUGCUGGCGUCGGCCUCAAUAUCACGAACGCGAACAAGGUGAUAAUCCUAGAACCGUUCCGCUUCGGCGCCCAGGAGGCGCAAGCGGUCACGCGCGUCCACCGCAUCGGCCAGCUGCGCCCGGUUGAAAUUAUCAAGUUCUACUGCCGCAACACGGUCGACGAGCGGAUGCUACGGCUCCGCCAGAAGCGCGGCGAGCUCGACGCGUCGCAGGACGGCGACGCGCCGUCCGCCGACGACGUCGGCGCCGGCGCCGGCGACACGGCCUUCGCCAAGGCGGACCUCGACGUCCUCUUCGGCGUCACGGAGUGAGCCCGCCCUAUCUGUGUUAACUCUUCCCUCUCCCCCCUAUACGUCUAACUGAAACACAUGUUACAAAA